Molecule: messenger RNA, 504 nt
Organism: Mytilinidion resinicola
Lineage: Eukaryota; Fungi; Ascomycota; Dothideomycetes; Mytilinidiales; Mytilinidiaceae
Exons: 2
Coding region: 69-476 (135 amino acids)
Source: RefSeq, a predicted model, not a curated record
CUUUCCCCUCAAUUCCUGAUAGAUUUCCUGAUAGAUUUCUCACAAUCUACAAUCCCUUACAGUCCUACAUGGCGCCCAAUCACGAUAUAGCUACUCGGGCCCUAGUUGUUGCCCUAAAAUCCCCAUCAGGGGGUAAGACAACGCAGCAGGUGGUGUCAAUUACUGCGCUCUCCAAGCGCACUGUCGAUAGCAUCUACGCUCGAGCAAUCAAGCGUGGAUUUGACCCAAAUGCUGUCCCUCUUGUUAUCAAAGACGAAUAUCUGGAAGAUGCCCCCCGCUCUGGCAGGCCGAGCAAGCAGACUAGUGAGGUUCAGCAAUCGAUCUCUCAGAAACCAGGAACUCAACAUCGAUAUAUCAGCUGCUACUGUCUAUCGAUGUCUCAAGAGCAUGGGAUUCAAGAAGACGAAGCCAACGAGGAAGCCUGGACUGACGAAGAGGAUGAGAGCAGAACAACUUGCAUGGUGCCUGGAGCAUAAGGAUUGGACUUUAGAAGACUGGAAGAAU